Ornithorhynchus anatinus (platypus) is the source of this 6868-nucleotide messenger RNA. RefSeq names its product pecanex 3 (gene PCNX3). The transcript is spliced from 35 exons. Gene Ontology annotation, cellular component: membrane. The coding region runs from base 38 to 6262 and encodes 2074 amino acids. NCBI's taxonomy places the organism in Eukaryota, Metazoa, Chordata, Mammalia, Monotremata, Ornithorhynchidae. The record is from RefSeq and is a predicted model, not a curated record.
CCCCCGGGGGCGCGGAGCGGCGGCGCCGGGGGGGGCCAUGGGGUCCCAGGUGCUGCAGAUCCUGCGGCAGGGGGUGUGGGCCUCCCUCACGGGCGGCUGGUUCUUCGACCCCCACCAGAGCACCUUCUCCAACUGCUUCCACCUCUACACCUGGAUCUUCCUGCUCACCUUUCCCUUCCUGCUGUACAUGGUCCUGCCCCCCAGCAUGCUGGUGGCCGUCGGGUACUGCCUGGUGGUGGCCGUCAUCUUCACCACCAUCAAGACCGUCAACUACCGCCUCCACGCCAUGUUCGACCAGGGCGAGAUCGUGGAGAAGAGGAACUCGGCCCUGGGCGAGGCGGACGAGGAGCCCCCACCCGGGGACGGCGGUCUGCCCAGAGACCCCGGGGUGGAGAUGACGGUCUUCCGGAAGGUGAGCGCCACGCCGCCGGUGCGCUGCAGCUCUCAGCAUUCCGUGUUCGGCUUCAACCAGGUCACGGAGCUGAUGCCAAGGAUGGAAGACUGUGGACCCCUGCGAGACAUCAAGGAGCUGGUCAGGGAGCAGGGCAGUAACAACGUGAUCGUGACCUCGGCAGAUCGCGAGAGGCUGAAGAUGAGCUCCCAGGAGAGACUGAUUGGGGAUCUCCCCCAGACUCCUCCCGGGGCUCCCCCGGAGGCCUCGCUCCCCAGUACGGACUCCUCGGAGCGCCUGGCGGCAGCUGGCACCAGAAGCACGCCCUGGGCCGGGGGCAGCGGGGCCGACAGCCCCCUGAGCCCCCUACUCAAGGGCAGCCUGAGCCAGGAGCUGAGCCAGAGCUUCCUGAACCUGCCGCUCCCGGACCGGCCCGUGGUUCGCACCAGCAGCCGCAAGGAGGAGCGGAGCCGGGGAGGGGCCGGCUACCGGCCGCUGGAGCAGCGGGGGCCCGGGGACCCCGCCCCCCAGAAGGCCGGCUCGUCCGACUCCUGCUACAGCGGCACGGACAAGGAGACCCUGAGCAGCUUCAAGAGCGAGAAGACCAACUCCACCCACCUGGACAGCCCCCCGUCCGGGCCCCGCCGGGACGGCAGCGACACGGACCCGCCCUCGGAGGGCGAGCUGCCCCCCUCGCCGGAUGCCGGGGUCCCCUCCGACGACACCCUGCGCUCCUUCGACACCGUAGUCGGGGCCGGGACGCCCCCCGGAGGGCCCGAGCCGCUCCCGGUGGUCCGGCCCAAGGACCUGGCCCUGAUGCGGCCGGGGAAGCGCCGCCCGCCCGCCCGCCGCCACCCCCCACCCGACGGGGGACCCCGGCGCCCCUACCCGGCCGCGGGCCGCCCCUUGCUGGAAGGCGGCGGAGGCGGCGGCUUCUUUGAGGACGAGGACUCGAGCGAGGGCAGCGAGCUGAGCCCCGCGUCCAGCCUGCGCUCCCAGCGGCGCUACAGCACCGACAGCUCCUCUUCCACGUCUUGCUACUCGCCCGAGGGCGAGCGGGGGGCCGGGGGCGGAGCCCGCAAGCGCCGGGCCCCCCGGGGCGGGGAGGAAGGUGCCCCGGCGCCCCCCAAGCGGCCCUAUGGGGCCCAGCGCACCCCCAGCACCGCCAGCGCCAAGACCCACGCCCGGGUCCUGAGCAUGGACGGGGCCGGGAGCGAGGGGCUCCGGGGGCCGCUGGCGGGCUCCAAGGCGGAGCUGGAGGCCCAGGCCGGGGGCUCGGGGGGACCGGGGACCGCCCCGCUGGCCCCCGAGGGCUUCGCCUUGGGCGGCCGCCGCCGAGGUCCCACCGCCAAUCAGCCCGGCUGGCGUGGGGAGCUUCAGGAGGAGGGCGCCAUCGGGGGAGCGGCCGAGGAGGGCGGCAAGCGGGACCGAUCGAGCAGCGUGCGGCGGACCCAGGCCAUCAGGAGGCGACACAAUGCGGGCAGCAACCCCACUCCACCCUCCUCUAUCAUGGGCUCUCCUCCAAGCUUGCAGGAGGCCCAGCGGGGGCGGGCCGCCUCCCACUCGCGGGCCCUGACCCUUCCCUCCGCCCUGCACUUCGCCUCGUCCUUGCUGCUGCCCCGGGCGGGCGGGAACGUGCACGAGGCCUGCACUUUCGACGACACCUCCGAGGGCGCCGUGCACUACUUUUACGACGAGAGCGGCGUGCGGCGUUCCUACACCUUCGGCCUGGCCGGUGGUGGCUACGAGAACCCCGUGGGGCCGCCCGUCAGCGGGGAGCAAGCGACCAACGGGGCUUGGGACCGCCACUCCCACUCCUCCAGCUUCCAUUCGGCCGAGGUUCCUGAGGCUUCUGGGGGACUGGCGCUGCUCCAGCCCCGCCCCGUGGUGCUGCAGGGGAUGCAGGUGCGCAGGGUCCCGCUGGAGACCCCGGAGUUUGACCUGCUGGACCAGGACUCCUUGCACGAGUCCCAGGAGCAGACGCUGAUGGAGGAGGCCGCCCCCCGACCCCAGCACAGCUACAAGUACUGGCUACUGCCCGGCCGCUGGACACCCGUGCGAUAUGAACGACUCGCCCUGCUGGCCCUCCUGGACCGGACACGUGGGGUGCUGGAGAACAUCUUCGUGGUCUGGCUCGGCAGCCUGGUGGCUUUUCUGGGCUACCUGCUCCUGCUCAAGGGCUUCUUCCGGGACAUAUGGGUCUUCCAGUUCUGCCUGGUCAUCGCCUCCUGUCAAUACUCUCUGCUCAAGAGCGUGCAGCCUGACGCCGCCUCCCCCAUGCACGGUCACAACUGGGUGAUCGCGUACAGCCGGCCCGUCUACUUCUGCCUCUGCUGCCUCCUGAUCUGGCUGCUGGACGCCUUGGGCGCUGCCCUGCCCUUCCCCCCGGUCUCUCUCUAUGGCCUCACCCUCUUCUCUGCCCCCUUUUUCAUCUGUGCCCGUGAUGUCGCCACCGUGUUCACGCUGUGCUUCCCGGCCGUCUUCCUCCUGGGCCUCCUGCCUCAGGUCAACACCUGCCUCAUGUACCUACUGGAGCAGAUCGACAUGCACGGCUUUGGGGGAACAGCCACCAGCAGCCCCCUCACCGCGCUCUUCAGCCUCCUCCGCAGCCUCCUGGCUGCCUCCCUGCUCUACGGUUUCUGCCUCGGGGCCAUCAAGGCUCCUUGGCCGGACCAGCACGUCCCGGUCCUCUUCUCCGUCUUCUGUGGCCUCCUGGUGGCGUUGUCCUAUCACCUGAGCCGGCAGAGCAGCGACCCCACCGUGCUCUGGUCCCUGAUCCGCACCAAGCUGUUCCCCGACUUGGAGGAGCGGAGCUCGGAGACGCCCCGGCCGGAAGCCCCCGACCCCUUGCCCGGGAAGCUGAGGCAGUCGCUGCGGGAGACCCUGCAUUCGGACCUGGUGAUGUGCACCGUGAUCGCCGUCCUCAGCUUCGCCGUCAGCGCCAGCACCGUCUUCAUCGCCCUCAAGUCGGUCUUGGGCUUUGUCCUGUACGCACUGGCUGGGCUCCUGGGCUUCCUCACCCACUACCUCCUGCCCCAGCUCCGUAAGCAGCUGCCCUGGUUCUGCCUCUCCCAGCCGGUGCUCAAGUCCCAAGAGUACAGCCAGUUUGAAGUACGGGGGGCGGCGCAGCUGAUGUGGUUUGAGAAGCUGUACGCCUGGCUGCAGUGCGUGGAGAAGUACCUCGUGUACCCCGCCGUGGUGCUCAACGCCCUCACCGUCGACGCCCACACCGUCAGCGGCCACCCGGACAAGUUCUGCCUCUACUGCCGAGCCCUGCUGAUGACAGUGGCCGGCUUGAAGCUGCUGCGUUCUGCGUUCUGCUGCCCGCCCCAGCAGUACCUGACCCUGGCCUUCACCGUCCUGCUCUUCCAUUUCGACUACCCCCGCCUUUCCCAGGGCUUCCUCCUCGACUACUUCCUCAUGUCCCUGCUCUGCAGUAAGAUGUGGGACCUGCUGUACAAGCUGCGCUUUGUGCUGACCUACAUCGCGCCCUGGCAGAUCACCUGGGGCUCCGCCUUCCACGCCUUCGCCCAGCCCUUUGCCGUGCCCCACUCGGCCAUGCUGUUCGUGCAGGCCCUCCUGUCCGCCCUCUUCUCCACCCCGCUCAACCCGCUCCUGGGCAGCGCCGUCUUCAUCAUGUCCUACGCCCGGCCCCUCAAGUUCUGGGAGCGUGACUACAACACUAAGCGGGUGGACCACUCUAACACCCGCCUGGCCACCCAGCUGGACCGAAACCCAGGGGCCGACGACAACAACCUCAACUCCAUCUUCUACGAGCACCUGACCCGCUCCCUGCAGCACACGCUGUGCGGCGACCUGGCCCUCGGCCGCUGGGGCAAUUACGGCCCCGGGGACUGCUUCAUCCUGGCCUCCGACUACCUCAACGCCCUGGUGCACCUCAUCGAGGUUGGCAACGGGUUGGUCACCUUCCAGCUGCGGGGCCUCGAGUUCCGAGGGACAUACUGUCAGCAGCGGGAAGUGGAGGCCAUCACGGAGGGGGUGGAGGAGGACGAGGGGUGCUGCUGCUGCGAGCCCGGCCACCUGCCCCGCGUCCUGUCCUUCAACGCCGCCUUCGGCCAGCGCUGGCUGGCCUGGGAGGUGACGGCCAGCAAGUACGUGCUGGAGGGCUACAGCAUCAGCGACAACAACGCCGCCUCCAUGCUCCAGGUCUUCGACCUGCGCAAGAUCCUCAUCACCUACUACGUCAAGAGCAUCAUCUACUACGUGAGCCGCUCCCCGAAGCUGGAGGCGUGGCUGGCCCACGAGGGCAUCGGGGCGGCGCUGCGGCCCGUGCGGGCCCCCGGCUACGCCGACUCGGACCCCACCUUCUCCCUGAGCGUGGAUGAGGACUACGACCUGAGGCUGGCCGGCCUCUCCCUCCCGGCCUUCUGCGCCGUCCACCUCGACUGGGUCCAGUACUGUGCCGCCCGACGGGGACAGCCCGUGGAGCGGGACUGGAACUCGCCUCUCGUCACCCUGUGCUUCGGGCUGUGCGUGCUGGGGCGUCGGGCUCUGGGCACAGCAUCCCACAGCAUGUCCGCUAGCCUGGAGCCCUUCCUGUAUGGGCUGCACGCCCUGUUCAAGGGGGACUUCCGCAUCACCUCCCCCCGGGACGAGUGGGUCUUCGCCGACAUGGACCUGCUGCACCGCGUGGUGGCCCCGGGGGUCCGCAUGGCCCUCAAGCUGCAUCAGGACCACUUCACGUCUCCGGACGAGUACGAGGAGCCGGCCGUGCUGUACGACGCCAUCGCCGCCAACGAGGAGCGCCUGGUCAUCUCGCACGAGGGCGAUCCCGCCUGGCGCAGCGCCAUCCUCAGCAACACGCCCGCCCUGCUGGCCCUGCGCCACGUCCUGGACGACGCCUCCGACGAGUACAAGAUCAUCAUGCUCAACCGCAGGCACCUCAGCUUCCGCGUCAUCAAGGUGAACCGGGAGUGCGUGCGGGGCCUGUGGGCCGGCCAGCAGCAGGAACUCGUGUUCCUGCGGAACCGCAACCCGGAGCGGGGCAGCAUCCAGAACGCCAAGCAGGCCCUGCGCAACAUGAUCAACUCCAGCUGCGACCAGCCCCUGGGCUACCCCAUCUACGUCUCGCCGCUCACCACCUCCUUCGCUGGCAGCCACCCGCAGCUGCGGGCCCUGUGGGGCGGCCCCGUCAGCCUCCAGGCCAUCGCCCGCUGGCUCCUGCGCAGCUGGGAGAGGCUACAGAAGGGCUGUGGGGCCGGCUGCAACAGCGGCGGGAACGUCGACGACUCCGACUGCGGGGGCGGCUCCUCCGUCAGCAAUAAUCCCGCGGGACCCCACCCUGCCCCCGAGACCACCACCACCCCCACCACCGCCACUACCACAGGCCCUGAGCCGGCUGUGCCCCUGGGCCCAGGCUGGGCGGGCCGGCCGCCCGUGAGUGGGGCCGGGGAAGGGCGGCGAGAGGGAGCCCUGCCUCCGCUGCAGUGGCCCCCCUCCCUGCUCAGCCCUCCCCGGCUUCCCGGCCCGCCCCCCGCCUCCCCCACCCCGCCAGAGGCCUCUCGGCCCCCCCGACCUGGGGCCCCCAACCCGUUCAGCUUCGAGGGGCUGAGCGGGAAGUGGAGCCUGGGGGGGCGCAAGGGGCUGGGAGGGGGCGGCGAAGGGGAAGCCGCCUCAGGGAGCCCUAAGGGAGGCACUCCCAGGUCCCAGGCUCUCAGCGUCUCCCCACCGGACCUCAGCCUCAGCCCUGACGUCAGUACUGACACCUCUCCGCCGGACCCAGCACAGGACACCCCCUUAUCAGGCGGGCCCCCCGACACGGGGCCUUGCGGCCGGCGGGGAGACUGGACAGUCCCGCAGGAGGAGCGCGACAGCCCGGCGGCCCAGCCCCUGCUGGAGCACCAGUACUGAGCGAGCCGACGCCCGGGGCCAUCUGACACAGGGCACGCACACGUUGGGGGCCCAUCCGCGGCCGGCCGACAGGACGCGGGAGCCCACGGCCGGCCCGGUCUGCAACGGGCGAGCCCGAGGCCAGGGCGUCCUGGAGCCGGACCGACCCGGGACCGGCGAGCUUGGGGCUGGAUGAGCCCGGGGCCCGGCGAACCUGGAGUCGGGCGAGCCCGGGACCGGACCGGCCAGGGAAUGGCGAGCCCACAGCCGGACGGGCCAGAGGCCGGCCGACCCCGCCCCAAGGGAGCCGGGAGCUGGCCGGGCUCCGGCCCGGCCACCCUGGGCCCCCGCCUCGCGCACCAAGCCCAUGGGCCGGUCCCGUUCAGAGCUCCGGUGGCCCGGCCUGGAUCCGGGUCUCCCCCCCAGGACAAAGCCGGGGCUCGUGGCCACCCGGAGACUUGGGUCAGCCGGGGCAGCGCAGCGGGGAGGGGUCCUUUGGAGCUGAGGCUCCGGAGGCUCCGACCCUCCCUUCCCCUGAGGUCCCGCCGUCGAGCGGGGGUCUCGGAGGGGAAUUUUUUUUUUUUUUUGUGUUGGACAUCAGAAUUAAUAACACUAUUUUUGAUUUUG